AUAUGUCAAAAGCUGUGCUUAAACUAUAAUAAUAAAGCCUUGAAAAUUUAGGCCCAGUUUCUCACUAAUUUUUUUGCUUUCACCAAUAACAUGGGAUUUGACUUCUUGUGUUCAUCCAUUAAUUGUUAAUUUAUUAUUUUUCAUCUUAACCAUCAGUCUACUAUUUCAUCUUUUGAUUAUUUAUCAUAAAUUCAAUUGAUAUUUCCCUCUUUAUUUAUAAUAUUAGUUGAUUCCACUAUAGCUCUUAUCUGAACCGAUGAACGCUAAUGUUGAUGGAAUGAAUAAGCCUUCGCCCACAGCCAGUGUUAAUACUCCAUCCGCCCAUGACAGUGAUCAAGACUUUGAUCCGUCAGCGGAGAUGUUAAUAAAUGAUUUCGAUGAUGAACAUACACUUGAAGAAGAGGAAGCAAAUGAUGAUUGCAGUAAUAUAACGAAUGAAAUUAUGGAUCUAAAGAAAGAAGGAGAAAUGCCAAUCGAACAACUUCUCGCUCUCUAUGGGUAUGAGCAAUCUGGUAAUAAAGCGGAUAAACCUGAACAACCAGAAUCAUCAAAUCAUGGGGAAGGUACUAAUGAUGGAGGUAAUAAAAAUAAUUGUAGCUACUCUGAAGAAACAGCAGCAAAUGCUAGUCAAGAAACUCAAGUGAAUACACCUUCAACUACGGCUGUGCCUACUUUGACUACAAAUACCCGUUCUUCGAGGCAUCUAGAAGAAUUAUCCUCGCAAUGGACUCUUCCAGCUUCCGCGGCUCCCCUACCAAAUACUAAUUUAUUAAUUGAUCGUGACGAAUCUGAUAUGGAAGAUGACGAUGAUGAGGAGGACGAUGAAGAAGAAGAAAAUGAUGAGGACGAUGAAGAGGAUGAAGGAGGGGAUGACUGGAGGAGAACCAUUCAAGUUGGUUCAGAUUAUCAAGCAGUUAUACCUGACGGUUUAAAUGGAUAUGGUAAUGUACCACCAUACGAGAAUGAGGAUAAACUUCUGUGGGAUGCAUCAGUUCUACCUGAAGAAGUUGUGGUUAAUUUUUUGAGACAAAUUUCUCAGAUAGAUGUGAUUGAAAACACCGAUACUUUAGGUACACCAGGAGGUACUAAUGGUAGUGGUGACAAUCCUGAGUCUACAACAUCUACAACGGUUCAGCCAUUAAAAGAAACGACAAACUUACUACAUACUAGUAAUAUAAGAGACGAUGAAAUCGCGCUUUAUCUACUUCAUCAAUGUGGUCACAAUGUUGAGGAAGCUUUACGAAGAAAGAAAAUACAGCAGAAUAGCCCAUUUGAGACUAUGAGCUCAUGGUCAGAAGAAGAGUGUAUAAAUUUUGAAGAUGGAAUAAGAUUAUAUGGGAAAGAUUUUCACCAAAUUCAGAAAAAUAAGGUACCAACAAGAUCGGUCGGAGAACUGGUACAAUUUUAUUAUCUAUGGAAGAAAACUGAAAGGCAUGACAUGUACGCAAGUAAAUGGCGGGUUGAAAAGAAAAAAUACUCACUUCAUCCUGGUACAACUGACUAUAUGGAUCGAUUCAUUGAUGAACAAGAAAAUUUAGCCCUUCAGGCUCAUUCCAUGUCUACAUCAAAUUACACCAGACAACAAUCCCAUGGGUCAUACUCCAUCAUUCAUUAUAAUUAUAACACAUCAUCUAGUGGAAGCGCAAGCGGUCAACAACCAUCUAAUGUUCCAUCAAGGGAAAAUGUCUCUGAUAAUAUUUCUGAUCCUUCUACAUCUCAAUCGAAUGGAGCAGGUUUGAUUACAGGAAAAUCAUCCAAUUCAGUAUCAUCAAAUAUAACACUUUCAAAUGGACCUGAAACUGUAAAUCGCAAUGUUGCUGUGUCUACCACUACCAACGAUUCUUUAACCAGCGGGGUAUCCCGUGAAAAUGUACAAAUCAAUUCUAGCAAUACCAAUCCAUCCAAGACAACAUCCACUUCAGAUUUAUUCUCACCUCUUUCAAAAAUAAGAAUGAAUAUUGUGGAUAGAUAAAUAUAUUUGGUAAAUAAAAUCCUUAUUCCAACUGUUAUAUAAUUUAAAAUCGAUUGUCCAUUUCCAUCUUUUGACUCAAAAAGUUACAUGUUCUGAUUGAAGCAGACUCCUGUAUACAUUUUACCAUCCAAUUUUCAUUUAAAAUAAAUUUAGAAAGUCUCAGCUUUCUGAAUAAUUAUCAAA
Tetranychus urticae (two-spotted spider mite) is the source of this 2155-nucleotide messenger RNA. RefSeq names its product mesoderm induction early response protein 1. The record is from RefSeq and is a predicted model, not a curated record. Gene Ontology annotation, cellular component: nucleoplasm. Gene Ontology annotation, molecular function: transcription corepressor activity; histone deacetylase binding. Gene Ontology annotation, biological process: negative regulation of transcription by RNA polymerase II. NCBI's taxonomy places the organism in Eukaryota, Metazoa, Arthropoda, Arachnida, Trombidiformes, Tetranychidae.